Molecule: messenger RNA, 1576 nt
Organism: Castor canadensis (American beaver)
Lineage: Eukaryota; Metazoa; Chordata; Mammalia; Rodentia; Castoridae
Source: RefSeq, a predicted model, not a curated record
GUUCGGGAGCGGGGACAGGGAGGCCGAGCGGAGGGGGUGGUCCACGGAGGCCGAGACUAGGAAGUCCGGGGGUUCCGGGAACGCGCGGAAGCGAGGGUCUGGGGUUGGUGCGGGCGCCGGUGGCGCGCGGCGGGGGGCGGUGUCGUGCAGUGCGGGUCCCCGCGUCCCCGUCCCACGUCCCCGCCCCGCGUUCCCGCGUCCUCGCCACACGUCCCCGCGUCCCCGCCCCGCGUCCCUGCACAGCCGCCUCGGGCCUCGGGCGCCGCAUCCAGCAGCAGGAAGGCAGAAGACCCCCUGACUGCGCUGGCCAUGGCCUCUCCGUCCUCUUUUCACUUGGAGGAGGAGGACAGUCUGAAGGGAUGCGAGCUCUACGUUCAGAAGCACAGCAUUCAGCAGGUGCUCAAAGACUGUAUCGUGCACCUGUGCAUCAACAAACCAGAGCGGCCCAUGAGGUUCCUCCGGGAGCACUUUGAGAAACUUGAGAAGGAGGAAAGCAGGCAGAUCCUGGCCCGGCAGAAGUCGAACUCGCAGUCUGACUCCCACGACGAGGAGGUGUCACCAACGCCCCCCAACCCCGUGGUGAAGGCUCGGCGCCGCCGGGGGGGCGUGAGUGCUGAGGUCUACACGGAGGAGGACGCUGUGUCCUACGUGCGCAAGGUCAUCCCCAAAGACUACAAGACCAUGACAGCGCUGGCCAAAGCCAUCUCCAAGAAUGUGCUCUUUGCACACCUCGAUGACAACGAGAGAAGGUAGGCAGGUGACCCUCUCCUGGCCUCGGGGUGACCUAGGGUCAGGGGUCACGAGGCAGGGUGGCUCCUGUAACACUGGGUCUCCUUGUGACACGCUGGACCUUGUCACAUAAAGACGCAUGGUGCUUCCUUUUGCCCUGGUCACACCAGGACCCACCCUGCCCUCACGGGGACAGGCAGAGCCUCCUGUGUCCAGCAGCCUGGCAGGGACGUGGGAUCUCGGCCACUGGGCGGCCGUCCAUGCCACUUGGGAGCCUGUGAGCCUCGGAGGGUUCAGAUGCAUGCUUGGGAAGUCGACCCUGUUGGUAGCGGGAAAAAUCAGGAGAUUUGGAUAAAGCAAAAAGUAGAAAUGUGGCUGGGGGACUCUCUCAUGCCCCGAAGUCACUGGGCAGUGGUGUUACCAGCCUUGGUGACAGUUCCCUGGUCACCGGGAAUACGUUGUGUCAGGGUUGCUUGGCCUCCUGGGAAGCUCCUGAGCCCGGUGGUGACCUGUGUGGGGACAAAGGUUUGGGCUUAGAUUUAAAAGGUACCUUCAGCCAGGGCCACCAACAUGGGAGGUCUGUGGUGACAGCCCGGCCCAGAAGGCGUCCAGGCCACAGCAAAAUACCUGAGGUACACUGGGGACACCCUUGAGCACUUCGUUCACAGCCCAGUCUCGACUCCAUGCAUUUCCUCAGACGGACUCUGCUCUGUGCUCAUUUGUCACGCUGGGUGUGUCCUGAGCACGUCCGUCAGUCAUCACGAACAGAGGCUUUUUCUGUGCGCGUGGCGCUGGGGUUUGAACUCAGGGCCUCUCACGUGCUAGGCAGAUGCUCUGCUGCUUGAGC